CUCCUCCUCCUCCAUUAAGUCCUAGAAAAGACCCCCCGGGCCCGGCCCCCCGGACGGAUUCAAUGGAUUUGUCAACUGCAUUUCAGAAUUUACAGGCUCAAACUGAUACACUCUCUCGUCAAUUCAGGGACCUUGAGACAGAUGUGAGGACUAACAGUAGAGAUCUUGGAAACCUUCAGGAAUCCUUGGUUAAAGUUGCUUCAGAUAGAGAUAUGAAGGAUAUUAUUAAAAGGGUUAGUACUCAGACGAGCAGUAUGCUGUCGGAGUUCAGGGACACCCAGAGGAACGUGGCCAAGUGUCUCUCGGAGGCUGAGCAAGCCAGGAAGGAUUACAUCAUGUUUAAAGAGAAAACUGAGGCUAUUCUCUUCCAAUUACAGCAGAGUUUACUGAUGAAUGGAGUGAAUGGAUUAAGGAUUAGCUCCAGGUUGAGUUUGGAAAAGGGCUCGGCGAAUAUUGAAUCCAAUGAGGACAAAAACAUAUAAAUAAUUCCAUUAAAUACUCGUCUUUGAUUAGCGCGGCAUCAUGAACAGAUUUAAAUAACAGUACUGUCGAAGGGGAACUGUUUUAACAGUAAUUUAGAAGUCAUCUUAUUGGCUUAAAUUGGUCAGAUUAAAAUAAACAUAAAUGUCGUCUUUCUAUUUUAAAGUUUCAUGGAAACCACUGUACUUGGAAUAAAAUAAGUAUUUUCUGAAUCUUUGAUUUCUAAGAGAGGCUUUCACAGAAUUUUAAUCAAUUCUUCAAACUAUAUGAUUUUAAGUUUGCUUUAUUAGUUUAUUCAUUGUGAAAAACUAUUAUUAUUUUCUUUAAUCAUAAAAUGUCCAACGAACGCAGUUUUUUUAAUUAAUU
Molecule: messenger RNA, 846 nt
Organism: Eurytemora carolleeae
Lineage: Eukaryota; Metazoa; Arthropoda; Copepoda; Calanoida; Temoridae
Exons: 4
Coding region: 63-482 (139 amino acids)
Source: RefSeq, a predicted model, not a curated record